Molecule: messenger RNA, 1613 nt
Organism: Rana temporaria (common frog)
Lineage: Eukaryota; Metazoa; Chordata; Amphibia; Anura; Ranidae
Product: 24-hydroxycholesterol 7-alpha-hydroxylase-like
Exons: 13
Coding region: 107-1564 (485 amino acids)
Biological process (GO): cholesterol homeostasis; bile acid biosynthetic process
Molecular function (GO): iron ion binding; steroid hydroxylase activity; oxidoreductase activity, acting on paired donors, with incorporation or reduction of molecular oxygen
Source: RefSeq, a predicted model, not a curated record
CUAUGUAUUGAGUGCACAGAGAACCAUUCCAAACGGUUCAGUUCACUCAGAUAAAUCGGUUCAAUCAGUUCACUGAAAAGAACCGAUUCAAAAGAACGAUUCGUUCAUGAACCAGACAUCACUAGUGGGGAGGAUGGAGGAGGACCGGAUGAUGGAGCUUCGCUCCGCGGUGGGGAUCUUGCUGGGGCUCCUGGCCGGCUUGCUGGUGGGAUUCCUACUGACCAGAACCCGGCAGAGUGGACCCCCUCCUCCUCCCUGUAUACGGGGAUGGAUCCCCUGGCUGGGGGCAGCGCUACAGAUGAGGAGAGAACCCCUGGAGUUCAUCCACAGAUCCUGGCAGAAGCAUGGACCAGUCUUCACUGUAGUAACUACAGGCAACCGACUGACCUGUGUCAGUGGAGACGAAGGAAUGUCUGUCUUCUUCAAAUCCAAGCAAGUGAGCCUUCCACAGGCUCUGCAAAAACCUCUUCAGCACACAGCGUCCAUUGGAGAGGAAAGCUUCAACAAGUCACACAAUGACCUCAUGAAAAUGUCAGCAUUUAGGCUGUCGGGUAACAGACUGGAUGCGUGUAUCACCUUAUCGUGCAGUGAGUUUUCCUUGCAUCUGGACCAGCUGGGCUCACAGGGCACCAAGGAACUCUACAACCUGACAAGGGAGGUCCUGUACCCCACCAUGGUGGACAAUCUCUUCGGUAAAGGAGUGUGCCCUACUACCAAGGACACAAUAAAGGAAUUUUUAGAGCAUUUCCAAACCUUUGAAGAAGGAUUUGUGUAUGGCUCCCAGUUUCCAGAGUGGGUUUUCAGAAACUGGUCUGUGUCCAAACAGUGGCUGCUAAAGAUGUUUAAAAACAUUGUACUCAAAGAAGAAGAAAGUAAUCCAUCUGAAGACAGUGCUAAGACCUUUCUACAUCAUCUGCUGGACACUCUGAAGGGAAAUUGCCCACAUAACUUCUGUCUAUUACUGCUCUGGGCAUCACAGGCCAACUCCAACCCUAUUACAUUUUGGACGCUUGCUUUCAUAAUUUCGGAGCCAGAGGUUUACAAGAAGGUCAUAAAUGAAAUUACUUCUGUGUUUGGUAAAGGAGGUCAGCAUCAUUUGAGUAUUACCGCGAUUGAUUUGAAGAAAGUCCCCUUUGUGAAGUCCUGUGUCCUCGAGGCCUUACGGCUGAGGUCUCCAGGAGUGGUUUUCAGGAAAGUGGUAAAACCAUUGAAAGUCUAUAAUUAUGAGAUUCCUCCUGGGGACAUGUUGCUCCUGUGUCCGUAUUGGGCUCACCGGGACCCAAAAUAUUUUCUGGAUCCUGAAAAAUAUAAACCAGAACGCUGGACGGAGGAGAUGGUAAACAACAAUGUAUUUCCGGCUGGCUUUAUAGGCUUUGGUGGAGGGAAGUAUCCGUGUCCUGGCAGGUGGUUGGCCUUGAUGGAAGUUCACAUGUUCGUGAUUUUAUUCCUCUACAAAUAUGAGUUAGAGUUACUGGAUCCACUUCCAAAAAUGGAUAAUAUGCACUUUGUUGGGGUCCAGCGACCCGAUGGACCCUUCCGUGUUAAGUAUAAGCUAAGAGAAUAAAUGUGCAAGAAAUGCCACCAGGAUAGAGCAAAAGUGACAAACCACAUAC